Messenger RNA from Acanthopagrus latus (yellowfin seabream), 2611 nucleotides. RefSeq names its product protocadherin alpha-C2-like. The record is from RefSeq and is a predicted model, not a curated record. The transcript has a single exon. The coding region runs from base 176 to 2596 and encodes 806 amino acids. Gene Ontology annotation, cellular component: plasma membrane. Gene Ontology annotation, molecular function: calcium ion binding. Gene Ontology annotation, biological process: homophilic cell-cell adhesion. NCBI's taxonomy places the organism in Eukaryota, Metazoa, Chordata, Actinopteri, Spariformes, Sparidae.
GCUCCGUGGUGCUGAAACGCCACGGCGAAAACGCGAUCUUUCUUUUUGUGAGCAAAUACAUCACCUGGAUUAAAACCAUAAUAAUAUGACUUAGACCAGGGCCGGAAAUAUAAACUUGGAUAUAUUUGGAAACGUGCGUUAUAUUGGCUGAACUGCAGUGAAGCCACACACAACAAUGGAGUCUGUUGUAACAAUGCGUAAUCGUAAAAGGUACGUGCUGCUCGUUUUUCUCCUUUCUUUCGUUCGUAACAUUUUGUCUUCAGUGACUCAUUAUUCAAUACCAGAGGAGAUGAAAGAAGGAUCGGUUGUGGCAAAUCUUGCUACAGAUCUCAACCUGGACGUUAAAACACUGAAUCAGAGGAAGAUGCGUCUGGAUAUCAUCGCAAAUAAGAAAUAUCUGGACGUGAACAAAGAGACUGGGGAACUGUAUAUUGUGGAGAAGAUUGACAGGGAAAAUAUUUGCCCGACAAAGUCGUCAGCGUCUUGUUACCUCAGGCUGGAGGUGAUACUUGAAAACCCAUUAAGAAUUUUUAAUAUAGAAGUAGAAAUCUUGGAUAUGAACGACAACGCCCCACAAUUUCGACGAGACGCCAUUCAUUUAGAUAUUUCUGAAGCGACACCUAAAGGAGAAAGAUUCUCUUUGAGUAAUGCAGUUGAUCCUGAUGUUGGAAGCAACUCAGUGAAAACAUACCAUCUGAGUGAAAGUGAACAUUUUAAUAUUGAAGUUCAGACCGGAAGAGAGGGAUCGAAAUUUGCCGAUUUGAUCUUAACCAAAGCUUUAGAUCGAGAGCAGCAAGCUGUUCAUAAUUUAAUACUCACAGCUGUAGAUGGAGGCACACCUGCUCGAUCAGGCACUGCAAGUGUUAUUGUUCAUGUUUUGGACACUAAUGAUAAUGCUCCUACAUUUGACAAAGUGAAUUAUACCAUAAACGUGAUGGAGAAUUCUCCCAUUGGAAGUCUCGUUGUUCAUCUCAAUGCUACAGAUUUAGAUGAGGGGUCAAAUUCUGACAUAACAUACUCAUACAGUUUAUAUACGUCAGAGAAAACACAAGAAACAUUUCAUCUGAAUCCUUCCACUGGUGAAAUCACUGUUAAAGGAAUGUUAAAUUAUGAAGAUUUCAAAAUCUAUGAUAUGGAAGUGAUAGCCACUGAUAAAGGAGCCAAUAGUUUGUCAGGACAAUGUACAAUAAAGAUUAUUGUGGAAGACAUGAACGACAACCAUCCAGAAAUAUCUAUUAAAUCAUUUCAGAGUCCAGUCAAUGAGAACAUAGAAUUAGACACAGUGAUAGCUGUAGUUAGUGUCAGUGAUAAAGACUCAGGAGACAAUGGAGUGGUGGAUCUUCAUAUUCCAGAUAACAUGCCUUUCAAACUGAGGGAGUCCUCUGAUAACUAUUAUGAAUUAGUGGUGUCAGAGCCGUUAGACCGUGAGAAGGUCCCAGAGUAUGACGUCACGUUCACCGUCACAGACAGAGGUUCUCCUCCUUUAUCUGACAAUGAGACUAUGACGUUAGAGCUGCUGGAUGUUAAUGACAAUGUUCCACAGUUCCCUCAGUCGUUUUAUACUAUACGUGUGAUGGAGAAUAACGCACCUGGGGCCCUGCUCAGCUCACUCACUGCGUUUGACCCUGACCUCCAUGAAAACCAGUAUCUGGUUUAUUUCAUCCUGGAGAAGGAGAUAGCCAACACCUCCAUGUCCAUGCUGUUCUCCAUCAAUCCAGAGAACGGGAAUCUUUACGCCCUGAAAACUUUUGACUAUGAGAUCGAGAAGGAGUUUCUUUUCCACAUCGAGGCCAGAGACUCUGGCUCUCCUCCUCUCAGCAGCAACGUCACCGUCCACAUCAUCAUCGUGGACCAGAACGACAACGCUCCGGUCAUUGUGUCUCCGUGGCGCGCACACGGCUCUGUGGUGGAGGAAAAGAUCCCCAGAUCCACCGAUAAAGGCUCCCUGGUUGCCAAGGUGAUAGCCUUGGACACCGACUCGGUGCACAACUCUCGGAUUACCUACCAGUUUCUACAGGUGACUGACGCCACCUUGUUCAGUCUGGACCAAUACAACGGAGAGAUCCGGACUAUGAGGAUGUUCAGUUACAGAGAUCCGCGCCACCAGAGACUGGUUGUUAUCGCCAAGGACAACGGGCAGCCUGCUCUCUCUGCUACAGUCACCAUCAAGCUGUCCACCGUGGAGACUGCCGUGAAGGCCUACUCUGACCUGACUGAGGUGCCUCUAGAAUACGACAUCUUCUCAGACCUCAACCUGUAUUUGGUCAUCGGUCUGGGCUCGGUGUCUUUUCUGCUGCUCAUCACCAUAUUGGUCACCAUUGUGCUCAAGUGUCAGAAACCAAAGGCCAGCAAAGCGGCUCCUCCCUGCAGGAACAGUGUGCUCAGUGAGAGGAACUCCACCAUCGCAGACUCCACUCUGGUGUCCAACGAUGCCUACUGGUACAGUCUGUUUCUAGCAGAGACCAGGAAAGGGAAGCUGGUGGUCAGACAGCCUGUGCCAAAGGGCUCCAGAUACAUCGUGUCCAGUUUACCGAGAGGCACAGGGCUGACAGACACUAGUGACUCAGCUGCUUCUACUCUGCAGGUAAGAGUGUAGAUUGCAUUUGGUUUA